UUUAUUGGCAGUAAAAGUUUGCUCAAGGUUAACAGAAGGACCAACGGUUGUACCGUUAAACUACCAUCCUGCGCUGUUAACAUCAAGAGUCCCGGACACGAAAACAGUAUUUUUGGGGGAGAAAAGAGGACAUUUUUCUCAUAAGGUGUCAAAGAAGAAACACAUUUUUGAGAAGAUGGUGAAAAAUAAAAACAUUGGCGGGCGUCCCAAUCGAUCCUCCACAUGCAAGACAAAAACAGCUGCCUCCAAGACUGCCAACAACAAGGACCUGACAUCUCUGGAUAAGCCAGCCGAAGGUGACGUUCCCUCUGUUGCUCCAGCGCUCCAGACCAGCAGCCAAGAUCAGCUAGGCUUUCCAGACAGAGUCUACCUGCUGGCAUCAGUCAUCUUCCAGAAUAACCACCUGGAGAAACCUGUGGCCCACCGGUUGGUGAAUUAUGGCAAAGAAAGAGGGCUCUCAUUGCCUGAAGUCAAAGAUGAGGAGAUGCAACGUACAGCUUAUGAACUGGCCUUCAAUACGCUUAAAUAUCAAGAGCUGCUGGAGGACAUUAUGAUUGACAGCUGCUUUUACCUCACUCAGCCAAUGCCAGAUGAUCAGAUGAGCCUUGUCGCGGUCAUGCUCUAUGACUUCCAGGACAGAAAGUUCCUCCCAUGGGAACGCCAGGGGGUGGACGAGAUCGUGCAGGAAGUUAGAGAUGUGGAAAACUACCUUCUGAGGUUCAAAACCAAGCUGGCGGCCUCUCUGGCCCGCUGCAGGAUCAAACAUGAUCUCUUGUCCAUUGAGUGUAUCUUGCCGGAGAGUGUGAAGACGAAGCAGGAGAGAUCAAGCAGCCUUCCACUUUACGCAUGGGUCAACACACAAAGGAGCAGUCUUGAUGAGGUCCUAAGUGUGCUGAAGAGUGUGGGCUUCUCACAAGUGAAAUCGAUUGGGCAGCUGGAGGGCCAGACCUUCUGCCAGGAUUCCCACUGUGGGGAUGUAGUGGUGUUCCCCGCUCAGCUGAAAGCUCAGCUCUACACCACCAAGCUGCUUAGCGACCACAAACUCAUCAUCCAGGAUAAAUCUUGCUGCCUGGGCCCAAACGCAGUGUGCGCCCUGCUACCAGAGGGAGGAGAUGUUCUUAUGGCAGGCUGCUUCUCUGGCCUCACUGUCUCCCACACUGCCUCCCUAAUCGCAGAGAAACAUAAAGCCAACAGCGGCAAUCACCAGCACACUGUCUACGUUUGUGUCAGUGAUCACACAAACACACAGAGGGAAGAACUGCAGCAGGCUGUCACUGCCAUGGGCUGCAAGAAUGUGAAGCUGAUACCAGAGGUCUUCCAGUCUUUGGAUGGCGCCGAUAAGCGACUUCAGAGGGUGCGUGUUAUCCUGUUGACCCCCAAGUGUUCUGUGUCUGCAGUCAGCAACCUGGUCGAAUUUAUACUGCAAGAGAAUGGAGACACAGAACUGCUGCAAGACUUAUCCCAGGGCUCCAUAGCCCAGAGCAAACUGGAAGCUCUAGUAGCCCAGCAGAGGAAGGAUAUUGAUCACGCCUUGAAGUUCCCUAAGGUUUUGGCAGUGGUGUAUUCUACCUGUUCAUCAUACCAAGAGGAAAAUGAGGAGGUGGUGAGCAGGGCCCUGGAGCAAGCCAACGCCUGCUCAGAGCAGGAGGGGGAACCGAAACAAGCAAACUUCAGGCUUAGUCCAUUCCCGUUCAGCAUUCCUGACCAUGCUGAGGGUCCAGAGGAAACAGACCCCUUCUUCAUGUUGGAGCCUUCAGAACAGAACAAUGGCUGCUUUCUGGCUGUUCUCAGCAGAGAGCCCAAGCCAGUGGAGGCACCACAUGAAGUGAUUAUCAGGGCAAAUGCAAAAGGAAUACUGGACAAGAUCGGCUCCAACCAACCAACCAGGAAAGAGCAGCAUGGACCCACCAACAGGGCGACAAAAACGACCCAUGCUCGUGCCUCUCAGCCCCACCUCUCUGUCAGUAUUCAGGCAAAAAACCAAGAGACCAAGGCCAGCAACAGCACUACUUUGUGUGGACAUCAGGAAUUUACUAACAGACGGCAGAUGUCACAAGGAAAAGCCAAAGCUCUACGCCUGCAGGCCACAAAGAACACUGCGUCCAGCUCCUUUUCUUCCCCCAAACCAGAAAACAGCACACCCAAGAAAAGCACCACCCCUGUGUCCAACACCACAAUUUCCACCACCACUCUACAUCCCGCUCCUCCUCCUGCCACCCCGCUAACCCCGGUUGUCCGUCCCCGCAGAGCUCAUCAGGAGGUGCUGAAGCCUGUGGUGCUCGUCCUGCCUCCCGUUCACUUCCCUAACUUCUUCCCGCCUCAGCACAGUCGAACAGGUUUCAGUGCCAGCUUCAACAACAGACAGUGGAAGCCCUCAGCUCAGACCCGACCCCUGCCCCGCUCCAGUGGUGGUCUUUCCAAGGAUGGUCAGAUCAUUCCCUCUGUUUUGAGCACAUAAACACCAAUAUAAAUGCAAAAAAGUGUUGGCAAAAAAUAUUUUGUUGUUUUCUGCCAAAUGUUUACUUAAAUCAAGCCAGUGGUAUCUAAAUCUAACACCAGAAUAUAUAGUGUUAUUGUUCUGCCACAUUACAGUAAGCAUAAAAAAAGUCACCAUAAAUGCUUCUAUAGCCAUUAUUACUUGACAUUUUUACAACUAGUGCAGUGCUUGACCUGUGAUAUUGCUGCUUUUAGCUUUCUCAAAACUGCUCAUGCAAAAAACUUAAUACUUGACACUGUGCUUCCUUAAAUCCUGAGCAAUACACCUGGCCCCACACAGCUAGAGAUUUAUUUUGAUGUUUAGACAAGAGAAGUAUUAAAUUAUGUUGCUAUUCUAACUCAGUGUGCCCUGAAAUGAUGUAAAUAAGUUGGCAAAACAUGCAACUCAACAGUAUACUACUUACUUACUGUGUACUUUAUUUACAUUUACAUGUUAAACAUAAUAGUAGCCCUACACUUCACUGAUUAAAGUAUUCAGUAUUGUAUAAAACCUGCUCAUAAUGCCUGUUGACUUCAGUUUAAGUAGAUAUUUGAAUUCAAUUUAGUUACUUACACAACCACCAGAGUUAUAAAGUAGAGCAUGGAUUUAAAUGGCAGGAAUUUUUUGCUUGUGGUAAUAUUUAAGUGUUUUAAGUUAGUGAGGCAUAUUUACGCAAUGGACAUAAGUGAAGAGAUGCUGUAAUCCAUCCGCACCGCCGCAGUCACAAACGAGUGUGUAUUUUAAGAGCUGAUAUUUUAAUAGGGAGUAAAGCACAGACAUGCACAUGCACACAGACAUUUUGUGGCUAAAUUCAGACCUCUGUUUUGUGUUUCACUGGUCUUAACAGGUGCA
Plectropomus leopardus (leopard coralgrouper) is the source of this 3328-nucleotide messenger RNA. RefSeq names its product protein NSUN7. The record is from RefSeq and is a predicted model, not a curated record. Gene Ontology annotation, molecular function: methyltransferase activity. Lineage: Eukaryota; Metazoa; Chordata; Actinopteri; Perciformes; Serranidae.